Nicotiana tabacum (common tobacco) is the source of this 1495-nucleotide messenger RNA. The record is from RefSeq and is a predicted model, not a curated record. Lineage: Eukaryota; Viridiplantae; Streptophyta; Magnoliopsida; Solanales; Solanaceae.
AACUACUCUUUCUUUCAACAACCAAUUCAUACUCUUCAAACUCUCUUCUCUCUCUCUAACUUCCUACAACCAAUUCUUGAACUAUUUUAGACCUCUUUUUCCUUUCUCAUAAAAAAAACAAAACAUAAAAGAAAAUGGAAGGUAGCAGCAGCAUAGAUGAGAGCACAACUAGUGACUCUCUAUCCAUUGCUCCGGCAAUAUCCACGUCGACUUUACCGGUGAUGAAGUCGCCGGAAAGUCUUUGCCGAAUGGGAAGUGGAACAAGUGUGAUAAUAGAUGCUGAAAAUGGAGUUGAAGCUGAAUCAAGAAAACUCCCAUCUUCAAGGUACAAAGGUGUGGUCCCACAACCAAAUGGUCGAUGGGGCGCACAAAUCUAUGAAAAACAUCAGCGAGUUUGGUUAGGUACCUUCAACGAAGAAAAUGAAGCUGCUAGGGCUUAUGACGUCGCGGCCCAACGUUUCCGUGGCCGCGACGCCGUCACAAAUUUCAAGCCCUUGCUUGAAAAUGAAGAAAAUGAUGAUAUGGAAAUUGCUUUCUUGAAUUCUCAUUCAAAAGCUGAAAUUGUUGAUAUGCUUCGUAAACAUACAUAUAUUGAUGAGCUUGAACAAAGCAAGAAAAAUUAUGGAUUUAGUAAAGAUGGUAAAAGAACAUAUUGUACUAAAGAUGGGCUAAUGAGUUCAUUUUUUAGUAGUGUUGACAAAGUCAACAAAGCGCGUGAACAACUCUUUGAAAAAGCUGUUACACCAAGUGAUGUUGGAAAACUUAAUAGGCUUGUUAUACCAAAACAACAUGCUGAAAAACAUUUCCCUUUACAAAAUGGAAAUACAUCAAAAGGGGUUUUGUUAAAUUUUGAAGAUUUGAAUGGGAAAGUUUGGAGAUUUAGAUAUUCCUAUUGGAAUAGUAGCCAAAGUUAUGUGUUGACAAAAGGAUGGAGUCGCUUUGUUAAGGAGAAAAAUUUGAAGGCUGGCGAUAUCGUGAGCUUUCAGCGAUCCACAGGCGAAGAUAAGCAAUUGUACAUUGAUUUUAAGGCGAGAAAUGCAACACCCACAAUUAGUCCUACAGUUGCUAGUCAAGUUCAAGUUCAGGUGCAAGUUCCUCAGGUACAAAUGGUGAGAUUAUUUGGAGUUAACAUAUGCAAAGUACCAGCUGUAAAUAAUGUUGUUAUUAAUAAUAAUAAUAACAACAAUAAUGAUAAUAAUAUGACUAGUUGCAGUGGUGGCAAAAGGAGGAUAGAGAUGGAGUUGUUGACAUUUGAGUCAUGUAGAAAGAAACAAAGGGUUAUAAUUAAUGCCUUGUAACAUGUAAUAGUAACUUUUCCCUUUUUGUUUUAUUUGUGCUUUUCAAGUUUUAUUUUAGAAGUUGCAAAGAAACUUUCAGUUGUAUAUUAGUAUUAGAGAAGAAGAAAUUAGCUCAAAAGUGAGCUAACUUAGGUGAUGUGAAAACAAAGAAAUGUGAAUCACUUCUUUUCAAAAAUUGAGUUCUUGUUUAUUUUUUA